Messenger RNA from Fomitopsis serialis, 568 nucleotides. RefSeq lists its product as uncharacterized. The record is from RefSeq and is a predicted model, not a curated record. NCBI's taxonomy places the organism in Eukaryota, Fungi, Basidiomycota, Agaricomycetes, Polyporales, Fomitopsidaceae. The transcript is spliced from 2 exons. The annotation marks the transcript as partial.
AGCGGGAAUUCAUACCCUGGUGGAACGCCCGGCUUCAAGGCACCCUGCCGCUGGCCCUCUCCGCUCGCAUCCCGCUCGAGGUCUUCGAGAUCAUCGUCGACGAAAUGGAUCCUCCCACAUUGACCGUCGCGGCGCUGGUCUGCACAGCAUGGUACCCUCGAGCGAUGCACAAGCUCUACCACACCAUCGAGAUUCGCAGCCGCACAAGCUACAACCUGCUGUUCAAGCAGUGUUACGCGUCACCACGUCUCAAGCAGUGGCUCGCGAGCACAUGCGAGCUGGUGGCAAACGAGCAGUGGGAUGCAUUUUUUGAGAUUCUCAAGGACAAGAGGGACUCGAACGAAGACGGAAGCAUGGAAUCCCCGCAGCGUAGAAACAAGAACAAUAGUGACAAUCACUUCUUGCAAGCGCUACCAUCCGCGCUCGCUAGUCUGAUGCCUUGUGUACGCAACCUUCACAUCUACCGUGCAAGACUUUGUUUCGUCCGCACGGAUUUCUUCCUCGCCCUGUCGAGCUGCGGCGGAUUGUGUCUGCCUUCCCUCAGCUUACCGAUCUCACGUUGUAUGUU